CAACAAGCCAGUGUCUGACUGCGGAGCACGUCCAUAGCAGAAGAGGCGGGAGGUGGAGAUGCUCGCAUGGAAAGAGACUCGCAUUGGAUCGCAUGCGUGGAGCCACGCUCCAACUCUUCUUAAAUGAGCUGAAUUGUCCAAAAGGAUUUCCUUCUUCUUUGUGUCUCCUCUUGCUGGCGUGCACCCCUCAUGCGCGCUUCACUUGACUUAUACCAGCAAAUUUGCAGGCUGAUGAAACACAAAGUCAAGCCUUGUUUUCUCCGUUUCCUUUAACGUUUUCCUUUAGCUAUUUAACGUCGUGCUGCGUUCAUGGACCGACAUCGUUCACGGACCUUGACAUCGUUCACGGACCUUGACGUCUUGUAUAGUUAAAUGUAAAAGCGUUUUUGGACUUUUUCUUUACAAGAGUUCUACUGUUUUUCCACCAGUGAGCGUGAGGGAUGGCGAGUCGAUUCUUCGGGUGUUUUUCUGUGUGUCUGCACCUGAGCAGGUGGACAGUUGACGCCACAGGUGAAUGAAUGAAUGAUAUAACGAACCAGUGGAUUGUAACGCUGCUCUCUGACUCUGACAACUAACACAAACACAGCGUCGUGGGGAUGGAUCUGAAGGUGGAAAGGGAAGAAAUGAACACAGAUCAACCACCACCCAUUGAAGUUUUCGCGCACAGGUCAACUCUGCACGGCAUCGCGCACAUUUUCACCUACGAGCGCUUCUGCUUCAGGCGCUUCCUGUGGCUCGUCUUCUUCUUCGCCUCUCUGGCCGUGUUGCUGUACGUGUGCGUGGACAGGAUCCAUUUCUACCUGGAGUACCCGCACGUCACCAAACUGGAUGAGGUCACGACCCCGAUCAUGACGUUCCCCGCGGUUACUUUCUGUAACCUGAACGCAUUCCGGUUCAGUCGAGUGACACGCAACGACUUGUAUCAUGCAGGGGAGCUGCUGGCGCUACUCAACCACAGGUAUGAGAUCCGAGACUUGCAUCUUGUGGAAGAGAGUGUUCUGGAAAUCUUGAAGGUAAAAGCUGACUUCCACAACUUCAAGCCGCGACCUUUCAACAUGUUGGAAUUCUACGACCGCACCGGCCAUGAUAUCAACGACAUGCUGCUCUCUUGCUACUUCCACGGCACUGAGUGCAGAGCUGAGGACUUCAAAGUGGUUUUCACUCGCUACGGGAAGUGUUACACCUUCAACGCUGGUAGUAAUGAUCGCCCUCCUCUCAUAACCACCAAGGGAGGAAUGGGAAACGGACUUGAACUCAUGCUGGACAUUCAGCAAGAUGAGUACCUGCCUGUCUGGGGAGAAACAGAUGAGACAUCUCUUGAAGCUGGGAUCAAAGUGCAGAUUCACAGCCAAGAUGAACCUUCUUUCAUUGAUCAGCUCGGGUUCGGAGUGGCUCCUGGGUUUCAGACCUUUGUCUCUUGCCAAGAACAGAGGCUUAUAUAUCUACCCCCACCUUGGGGAGAGUGCAAGGUGACACCCAUGGACUCCGACUUCUUCGAUACUUACAGCAUCACAGCCUGUCGCAUUGACUGUGAAACACGCUAUCUGGUGGACAACUGUAACUGCCGAAUGGUGCACAUGCCCGGCGACGCACCCUAUUGCACCCCUGAGCUGUACAAAGAAUGUGCUGAUCCUGCGCUUGAUUUCCUGGUGCAGAAAGACAAUGAUUUCUGUGUGUGCGAGACACCGUGCAACAUGACCAGAUACAGCAAAGAGCUGUCCUUUGUGAAAAUCCCCAGCAAGGCCUCCGCUAAAUAUCUUGCAAAGAAAUACAACAAAUCUGAGCAGUACAUUAAGGAAAACAUCCUGGUAUUGGACAUCUUUUUUGAGGCUCUCAACUAUGAAACUAUUGAACAAAAGAAGGCAUAUGAAGUGGCAGGACUUUUAGGUGAUAUUGGUGGUCAAAUGGGACUUUUUAUUGGUGCGAGCAUACUCACCAUUCUGGAGCUAUUUGAUUAUCUUUAUGAGGUGAUAAAGUACAAGCUGUGCCGCUGCUCUGAUAAGAAGCUCAAACACAACAACAACAAUGAUCAGGGUACUGUGCUGAGCCUUGAUGAUGUCAAGUGUCACGUCAGUAACUUUCAUUAGGAGGGUCUCAGAAAGGUUCCAUGGACUUUGUUCAGUUCUGUAUGCCAACAGACAAAGUGUCUGAACUGUGCCUGAACUUGUGGCUGAAACUUGGAUGGAUGGAAUGGAGUGGUUAACAUUGUUGUUAUGACUCUCAAGCACCGUACGGCAAUCUGUACACAGCUCUUUGAUAAAUACAGUAGCAACAAAUAUCAUAAAGAUGCAUAUGACGUCAAUUGAAGUUCUGGUGUGUUCACUAAAUCAGCAUAAGAUGAUUUUGAUGUUUUGCUUUUGUGUAUAAAUGGUGACUUGCAUGUCAGUUUUCAACAAAUUAUCAUUUGUAUUUUCAUGCCAUCCAAGACAAAAAAAAAAUGUAGAGUCUUUCCUUGUUGACUGGCAACAUCUUGACAAUAUAUUGUUCUACCUCAUCGCGCAGGUCGACUGAAAAGUGACUUUUUGAACAGAGCAAAACUGGCAAAUAUGUAUUGAAAAGAAAACCUGACAUUACGGCUCACCUUACAUAUGCAGAGCAGCAUUGUAGACAUUUACAAGGAGAACUUUUGAUAACUCAAAGAGUAGAAAAAGCUCUGAUGUUAUUGUUGAGACUGAUAUUCAUCCAAAGGCAGUUCAAAAUGUCUGUAUUAAAUACCAAUACAUGCUAUUUUCCCUUUCUGUUUACAAUUGUCUUGUGAAAAAAACUAAUGAUUUUAUUUCCCCGGCAAGACAAAACACAGUUUUACGAAAUGGCAUUCAUCGUUUAUCCCAUUCAAUCGUUGAAUGUCUCCUCUUCUAGGGCUGAUGUUGCAUGUAGCACUGUGCAACAAUGUAAAAUGUGAUUCAUGGAUGAAUAUUUAAGCUGCAUAUACUGUGUAUAGCGUUUGUAUACUGAUGGCAUCGGCUUAUUUUUAUGUGUGGGUGGGUGGGGGUGUGCAACAACAACAAGGUUGUACAGUGCACUGAUAGUGCCAAAGGCUGAAGAGUUGAGACCUACAAGUUGUUUUCAGCAGUGCCUAUCUGAAAGUUUGUCUCAGUGGUUUGUGUUGUAACAUUCUGUUAUAUACAGUAUAUUGUGUAUAUAGUCUCACUCAUGCUCAUUGAGCUCAAUGCUAAGCUUUAAGAAAAAAAAACAGGAACAACUAUAUCAUCAGAUGACAUUAAAAUAUAAAUACUGCCGUUGCUGUGGAUAGUAAUAGUAUUUCUUAGCAUAGUAUCAUUCUAUACUGCUGUACUAGACUUGCUGUGGGACUGUUUUCUGUAUGAUGGCAUCAGUAAACAAAAUGAGUAUUAAUCAAUUUUAAUUCUGUUUUUGUGGCUAUAAUCAGAACUCCUUACAGUGUCUCAAGUAAAUUUAAAAAUUAUAGUAGAUUACAUCAUGCAGUGUCUACUGCAUGAUAUUAUACACAUCACUGGUGUCCUCCAAACGGUUUAAAAACAUGUUUCGAAAACACAAAGAAAAGUAGGUGAUACUGUUUUUCGACGAAACUCGACAAAAAUCACAUUUGGGAGACAAAUCUUUUGUAGUGGAAAUGAAAAGAUUAUGGGCUUGAAAGAGUUCCAUUCAAGUUCAAAUUCUAACUUAACUGAACUUUGGUAAACGGUUGAAUUUUAUUUGAACAUGCAUACAAAUUACAGUGGAAUACAUCCCAUAGUACAAUUCGUAGUUCCACAUGUCCAAAAGGAGUAGGAAGAAGCAAAGCUUAUUUAAUCCUACCCCCCGUCCGUUUCACAUGAAUUGCAACACAUUUAUUCACUUCCUGUAUUCCAAAUGUGGUCUUUACCAGUUAAUACAUUGGAAAAUAACAAGGUAAUGUAACAACGUCAAGGUUUUUUCACCAUAAAUAUAACCAUCCAUCCAUUUUCUAUGCUCGAGCCCAUCCCAGCUGACUUCGGGCAAGAGGCGGGGUACGCUUUGGACUGGUCGCCAGCCAAUCGCAGUAAUUCAUAUGUCAAUAAUAAUAAAUAAUAAUCAGUAUAAAUGGACAUAACAGAACGCAGCUGGAAUAAUGGGUGAGUAUUGACAAUGAACUCACAAGAAUGAAGAGUAAUGAAUGUUGUAGUGGUUAGACAUACAGUCGCAUUUUGUACACAGUGGUUCAAGACUCUUCUUCCUUGUAUUUUGCAAACGUCAACUGCUGUAUUGUUUCUUGAAAUCGCUCAUCUUGGUGCUUUGUUUGAGUUCCUUCCUCAAUCCGUUCCAUAAUUUCAUUCCACAUACUGAAAUGCUGUGUGGGUUUUUAGGGUUUUAGUGCGUAUAAGUGUUUUAAGUUUAGUUUUUCCCUGAGAUCAUAUUUCUCCUCUCUUGUUGGAAAGCACUGUAUGACAUUUUUGGGUAGCAGGUUAUUGAUUGCUUUGUGCAUAAUUUUAGCUGUUUAAAAAUGUACUAGAUCAGCUAAUUUUAAUAUUUGUGAUUUUAGAAAUAGAGUAUUUGUGUGUUCUCUAUGCGCGACAUUAUGGAUUAUCCUCACUGAUCUUUUUAGUACAUUUAGCGAGUGAAGUUUGUUUUUAUAGUUUUACGCCAUAUCUCCACACAAUAAGUUGGAUAUGGUAAUACCAGACAGCAAUAAAAGAGUAUGGAGUGAUUUUUGGUCAGGGACAACUUUUGCUUUAUUCAAAAUUGAGGUAUUUCUCGCCACUUUAUGUUGUAUAUUUUUAAUGUGAGAUUUCAUAUUUUCAUCUAUUAUGAUCCUCAGAAAUGUAUUUUCGUUCACCCUUUCAAUGUCCACACCUUCAAUUUGUAUUUGUGCAUGCGUAUGCUUUCUGCUAUUGUCAAAUAGCAUUGCAUAGGUUCAAGGAUAAUCUAUUUUUAUCAAACCAUCUUUUUAGUAUAGUCAUUUCCACUGAGACUUUUUUAAUUAGCUCUUGUGUGCCUUCCCCAGAACAAAAAGCAGUAGUAUUGUGUGUAAAUAAUACUAGCUUUAGGUCUUUUGUCACUUUUCAGAUGCCAUUAAUAUAUAAGUUGGACAGUUUUGGUCCCAGUGUUGACCCCUGGGGUACUCCGCACACAAUAUUUAAACGUGCAGAUGUGUAUUCUCAAAGCUUCACGUAUUGCUUCCUGUUUGCUGGGCAGCUUUUGACCCAAUUCAAAACUAACCCUCAUUAAAGACUUUGGGUUUUUAAUGUCAUUAUUAAGCUUUUUUUGGUAUUCAUGGAACAGUCGAUUCAUCAGGCAUCGGGACACAGCCUGAACUUCUCAACUCAUCACAUACGUUUCCUUGUUUGUGUGUGUGGUUACCAAAAUCUUGGAUGUUUAUUGAAUCUCUGGACAUAAAAAGCAGGCUAGGAGCUUCUGAGGCUGAUAUAGUACAGUUCCUGAUGUCCAUAAUCCUGCUUGCCUGCCUCACUUCCUCUGCUCUGUUGCAAAAAAUAUUGAGAGCAGACAGAUGUUUGCCUUUCCUGAGUUUAAUAGCGGUCCUGUUUAUACAAGUAUUCAGACUAAUGCAGCUCUCCAGAUGCAUUACUAUCCUAGAAUGGCGCCAUCGUGUGAAUUACUGGUCUGACAUUCAACAUCAAAUUGAAUGAGAGCGCAAAUGUGAUCAAAUCUGUUGCCUGUUCAAAUACAGACCUGAUCAAAAACUUAAGACCAGUUGAAAAAUUGCUAGAAUUUGCAUUUUGAAAAUUUGGAUCUUAAUGAGGUUUUAAGUGGAGCUACAAUAUGCAAAAGCAAGACGGGGGAGUGAGACAAAAAGCACUUUGAAAAAGUCAUUUUUUUAAAACAACAAUUCAACUGAAAUAGGCUGUUUAUCAGCUGAUCAAAAGUUUAAGAUCAUUGCUCAAAAAAAUAACAAAAAAUUCUCCAAACCAGAACAAAAAAUGUUCUCAGUAGGACUCAGUAAAGAGUAGCUCCACCGUGGGUGGUGGGAUCUCCUUGUCAGUAUCGUUGGAAGCCAUCGGGACCGUCAAGGUUACAUUUUUUCUCAUCAGAGAAUAAAACUUUUUUCCACCUUUCAAUGUCCCAUGUUUGAUGCUCCCUGGCAAAGUCUAAACGGGCAGUUUUGUGCCGUUGAAGGAGACGAGGUCUUUGAAUGCGUUUUUUAAACCCUUUUCCCGCAGAUGCAGUCUGAUGGUUAUUGCGCUGCAGUUGGCAGCAGGAAGGGCCUUAAUGUGGGUGGAAGACCGCCCUGUGUCUUGAUGGACAGCCAAUCAGAUCCUCCGGCUCAGCGCAGGUGUGAUUUUUUUGGGGUCUACCACUUGACUUUUUUGUUCCAUAAUGCUCAGGAUCUUUUAAAAAAUGUAGAAUGACUGUCUUACUGCUCCCAACCUCAGCAACAAUGGCACGCUGCGAAAGGCCUUGCUUAUGCAGCUCGGCAAUCCGACCACGUUCAAAAAGAGAAAGCUUCUUAGCUUUAGCCAUCAGGAGGGCAUGACAGUGUGAAUGCCUGACAGAAAAUGAACAUUUUGAGCAGAUUUUGGCUUUUAUAGCCUAUGAUCUUAAACUUUUGAUCAGCUGAUAAACAGCCUAUUUCAGUUUUGGGCUUUUUUUGUUUAAAUUAAAAGUUCAAAAUGUUUUUUGUCUCACUCCCCCUUCUUGUUUUUGCAUAUUGUAGCUCCACUUAAAACCUCAUUCAGAUCCAAAUGUGCAAAAUGCAAAUUUGAGCAAUUGGUCUUAAGAUUUUGAUCAGGUCGUAUAUGCUUUUCAUACUGUAUUAAGUUUAAGAGACACUCAAAAGUCAUAAGACUACUUUUUCUUGAACUAAACUGUUUUCUCUUUAAACCACAGAACAGCAGAGUGCUGAAUGUGUACAAAACAGUUCCUUCAUGAGUCUCGUCUGUUCCGAGUCUUACACAACAAGGUCCUCUUUUAUUGGAGUCUUGCAGACCAAAUGAAUGUCUGCCACCCGUGAGUUAUGUGUGGUGCUUUCUACUGUGUUGGUUGUAUGUUAUUUUGAGUUUGUUUUAUGCAACAGAAAGUAAUGCACAGUCAACUGUGAAGCACUUUAUCAAGUGACUGGAUAAAUAUUCUGAUCCCCUUUUUUUGAAUAACUUAUCAAACCAUUGUCGAAAAAUGUAUGAAAUUGAUAUACCGUAAUUUCCGGUGUAUAAGCCGCUACUUCUUUCUUAAACAUUGAACCCUGCUCUCAUAAUCAUUUAAAUACUGUGCCGCUCGCAAGUCAGUGAGUCAGCCCAUCGGAAAUCACAGGAGGCCAUUACUCAGCAUAACAGCCUGACUCACGGUGUCGUCUUACAAAGAAUGCAAAAAU
This is a messenger RNA of Dunckerocampus dactyliophorus (ringed pipefish), 7264 nucleotides long. RefSeq names its product acid-sensing ion channel 1-like. The transcript has 10 exons. Bases 597 to 2087 code for a protein of 496 amino acids. Gene Ontology annotation, biological process: sodium ion transmembrane transport. NCBI's taxonomy places the organism in Eukaryota, Metazoa, Chordata, Actinopteri, Syngnathiformes, Syngnathidae. The record is from RefSeq and is a predicted model, not a curated record. Gene Ontology annotation, cellular component: membrane.